Molecule: messenger RNA, 4466 nt
Organism: Strongylocentrotus purpuratus (purple sea urchin)
Lineage: Eukaryota; Metazoa; Echinodermata; Echinoidea; Camarodonta; Strongylocentrotidae
Product: cAMP-dependent protein kinase catalytic subunit 1
Exons: 10
Coding region: 125-1183 (352 amino acids)
Biological process (GO): peptidyl-serine phosphorylation
Cellular component (GO): cAMP-dependent protein kinase complex; nucleus
Molecular function (GO): ATP binding; cAMP-dependent protein kinase activity
Source: RefSeq, a predicted model, not a curated record
CCGGAUCUAGAUGCACUGCGAGGGCAAUUUAUUAGCGAACCUAGCCUGCCUAUGAUUUUACUGUGAAAAAUAACAACCCCGUGCAUGUUUCACCGGGUCCUGAUCAGUUUUUCAGCCAUCUGACAUGGGGAAUAACCCAGCAUCUAAACAAGGGGACAAACCUGAAAGUUACGUGAGGGAUUUUCUAACUGAAGCAAAAGAGAGCUUUACAAAGCAAUGGGAUUGCGACAAACAUAACACAGCUGCCCUCGAUGACUUCGAUAGAAUACGAACCCUCGGGACCGGGUCCUUCGGUCGGGUAAUGUUAGUCAGGCAUAAACCUACACAAAAAUUCUACGCAAUGAAAAUUCUUGACAAACAGAAGGUUGUAAAAUUGAAGCAAGUUGAACACACGCUAAAUGAGAAGAAGAUUCUACAAGCCAUCUCCUUUCCGUUCAUUGUCAGCUUAGCAUACCAUUUCAAGGAUAACUCCAAUCUGUACAUGGUCUUGGAUUAUAUUCCUGGCGGUGAAAUGUUCUCUCACUUACGGAGAAUUGGCAGAUUCAGUGAACCACACUCCCGAUUCUAUGCAGCCCAGAUUGUCCUUGCCUUCGAGUACCUCCACCACUUGGACCUUAUAUACAGAGAUUUGAAACCGGAGAACAUCCUAAUCCAAGAGAAUGGUUACAUUGCAGUAACAGACUUUGGUUUUGCCAAGAGAGUGAAGGGUAGGACAUGGACCCUGUGUGGUACACCAGAGUAUCUAGCCCCGGAGAUCAUCCUCAGCAAGGGAUACAACAAGGCAGUAGACUGGUGGGCAUUGGGGGUUCUCAUCUAUGAAAUGGCAGCAGGGUAUCCCCCAUUCUUUGCCGAUCAACCCAUCCAGAUCUACGAGAAGAUCGUCUCAGGAAAGGUUCGCUUUCCCUCUCACUUCAGUGCUGACCUCAAGGACAUCUUGCGCAGCUUGCUGCAGGUUGACCUGACAAAGCGCUAUGGCAACCUCAAGGCCGGCGUGGCCGACAUCAAGCUCCACAAGUGGUUUCAAUCAACUGACUGGAUAGCCAUCUACCAGCAAAGGGUGGAUGCUCCAUUUGUACCACGGGUCAAGGGGCCAGGAGACGCCUCGCAGUUCGACGAGUACGAGGAGGAAGCGCUCAAGAUCUCGCUCACAGAGAAGUGCGUCAAAGAGUUUGCCGACUUCUGAGCCGCCACCCUCCUCUUCUCCACUUCGUUGCCUCCAGGCGCGGGUCUCUUUUGUUCCUCAUCCAUCGUUAAUGGGAGGACGAAACUAACCCUGUUCCAGUGUUUGGACAAACUCUACUUUUUUUGUUCUCUCUGUGAUUUAUUAUUGUAUGUACAAAAAACAAAAAAGAUAUGAUGGAGAAAAAGAUGCGAGGAUUGCCAUGUACAGAAAUUGUUACUCUAUUAUGAGAGAAUUUAAAAUGCAGAAGAUGAAAUUUAAUAGAUUUAAAAAGUAUGAGGAUAUGAAUUUGUGAAAUAGCUUUGUUAAGAAACCAUUCUACCUGCCAUUACUUUAUGUGUGUGCCAAAGGGCGCAUGCUGGUGGAUAGAAAGGGUAUAGUUUUACUCAUGGACACACACAUGAAAUAAUAUACGUGGGGGUGAUGACUUUAGAACGUUUUUUGAAAGACAAUCGCAGGUCUCUACCUUGGAAUCAACUCUACUCCUCAUCGGUGUGCAUGGGGUACAUUCAGGCGUAUAUGUAUAUUUUCUCAUUUCAAGGCAGUUGUCUGAUGUUUGCGGGAAAACCUAAGAUUGCCCUCACUGUCCAAGCACAAAUUGAGUUAGAUAUUGUCAAAUGUAUUGCCAUCUUCUAAAUACAAGUAUACUUUUCUUCUUCCUUUUUUUUCCCCUCCUUUUUAUAGUCUUGCUGUGUUACAGCAGUAAACAUCAAUUAUUACUAUUUUGUUGCCCAAAUCGGCGAUUAGAUUUAUGUAAUCACUUAGAAACUUGACCUCGACAUGCCUACCGUGAAAUCAAUCAUUACUUACUUGAUUUUUGAAAGAGAUGUUAGUGGCUAAAAAUAAGGAAGACUACUUUUUAAAAAAUGAAUUAUACAAUGGAUUGGCAUAGAAACACUAAAACAGAUUCCUGAUGUGGUAGUAGCCUAUUGCUUUUGUUAUUAGGAGAAAGUAAACGAGUCAAUUGAUGAAUCAGUUUAUAAUUUUUUGGCUAAUUUGGAGACCAUAGGGGAAGAAAAGAUGGUUGCCUGUCAGCCAUUUUUCAUGGCAGUGGAGACUUGAGAGAUCUUGUGGCUUUGUUCAAGUCUUGCCCUGUAUUCACCCCUCUCCCCCCCCCCUCCUAAAAAAAUGUUGUUUCAAGUGCCCUUCUUUCAAAAGAUGCAAACCCUCGUCAUUUGUCAUUCAAUGUGUGCUCAAUAAUGGUAUUAACUCAACAAGGUUUAAAAAGAAACGGGCAAGUCUGAGCUGUUUUGUUCCUUGCUUUACCGAACACAUCCUAGAUUUCAGUUCACCUGUUGACUGUGUAACGGUUAUCGCAAUCAAACAAAAAAUGAGAUGCGAGUUUCAUGUCUAGUUACGUUCACGAUUCCGUAAAUACAGUUCACAAAUACUUGAUAACAUAUGGGACAUCUCUUGGACUUGCCCCAAUAUUCAUUAUACGUGAAUUUCAUAAUUUGAGUUUUAUGUCAAGUUAAGUUCACAGUUCCGUAAUACAGUUCACCAAUACUUGAUAACAUAUGCAUAUGGGACAUCUCUUGGACUUGCCCUAAUAUUCAUCAUAUACAUAAAUUUCAUAAUUGUUACGUUUGUUCUGUCGGCCCUCUCCUCUAUUUGUGUUCUGGAGCGACGAAAAGUGCGACAGAUUAACAUGCUGCUUCAAAGAGCUGCAUUCAAUAUUUUAUUCUUUCUUUUCAUGUAGAUAUUUCCAAUAUGCAGAUAUACAAAUAUGGAGAAUCCACGACAUUAAAAUGUAUACGCAAAUCACUCCAUUUAGUUUUGGAAAUCACAGGAAAAGUAGGCAUAUCUUCUGAAUGAAAAUGAAGUAGAGUUUAGGCCAAACAUCUCAAUCUCGAGGUCAUUUUUAUACAAAAGAGGAAGAAAGGGAGACUUUGUUUUGAAUCUGAAUCAGGUCGUGUUAAUAGUUAUAUGGAUGUAUGCUGGUCAGAAAGAUAGUGUGUGUUUUCUCUUGACAUUUUAAACCAAUUUGUUAUUCAAUACUGUCGUCGUGUAUCUAGUUAUUGCAAUUAGCGUUGAAUUCACGAGUCUGCCCUCAUUUCUUUCUCUGGCACCUACGUUUGUUACCAAGAAGAAUUAAAUGGCAUUUAAAUAUAUAUAAAAUGUUGAUCGUGAUCUUUUUUAAUCACACAUAACCAAUAAGAUCCCUAACAACAGAUUACAAAGAGAUGAUAAUCACUACAUACGUAGAUAAAAUAGUAAAACGUCUAAUACAUACUCAUACUGAUUCAUUUAUAUUUUUUGUAAUACCUUUUUUCUCAAUAUCAGUAUAUGAGUCAUUUUUGGAUGCUUCAUUUGUCUGUUACUAAAUAAAUAGCUUGGUUUUCAUCAACAAUCCAUAUGUUUACUUUUUCAGGAGCGUUUAUCCGUUCUUUUUUAUCUAGGUUUUGUAGAUAGGACCAAAACUAGGUUUAAACAGAUUUUGGAGGAAAUAUGUACAGAUAGACAAGGACAAGUGGUUUGUUGAAAGCUUCAGGAAUGGAAUUUGGGGUGUAUGUCAUGGCUGUGAAGCCAGAAUAGCAUUAACUGUUUAAUGUGUAAGGUUUAACAUCCUUCUGCCUCUAAACAGACAAUAUUGUCAUGUGGUAGCAUAUCUGUCAAGUUGAUUUCUUGAGGUAAAGCAGUAAACUGAACGCCGUUUUUAGGAAUUGUUCUGUUUAUGAGAAUGCAUUUCAUUUAUGUUCCAUUCAACCAGUGUGCUAGCUGUCACUGUGCGUAGGUAGAGAAAACAUUUUUGUUUAUCUCGCUUCACUUUUUUCGUUUAAUUUUGACAAAAUUGUCAUGAAAAUCUUUAUGUCAAUGUGAACUGUCUGUCUUUUAUGUGAACUGUAUAUGAAACAACAUCUUCCACUUUAACAGAAAGAAAAAAAAAAUUGACUUUGCUAGCCACGGACAUAUUCCAGAUUUAGAACCCUACGGUAGUUUAAACUCUUUUGAAGAAACUUACAUUUGUGAUUGUAUCGAUGCACGAUUAAUCUAGAUUUCAAUCCUUGCGUGUGCUUUUUGUUUUCACAAAGAGGUCAGUUAUAUGUUUGGGGGCAAGGGAUUUUUUGUGUAUGAUUGGGGUAGUAUCGAUGUACAGAUUAGGAAACAUUUGCUGCAAUGGGUAUUAUUCUGUGUGUAGUUUCCCUCAAUGUCACGGCGAAACAAUCUGUCUGCAUAUGUUUAUACACCAGCCUCAACCACUAAAUGCACAAUGCAAAAACAGUGUCAAUGUUAUAGAGGACGAAUGAUGUGGUCAAUUUAGUCGCAGAGCGUCAGAAAAAUGGCU